Messenger RNA from Racocetra persica, 1038 nucleotides. The record is from the annotation of a GenBank genome assembly. NCBI's taxonomy places the organism in Eukaryota, Fungi, Glomeromycota, Glomeromycetes, Diversisporales, Gigasporaceae.
AAAACUGAAGAAGAAGUAGAUAGUGUAUUGGAUAAGACUAUUACGUUAUUCCGUUUCAUUGGUGAAAAAGAUGUUUUUGAACGAUAUUAUAAACAACAUUUGGCCAAGCGACUAUUACUCGGACGUAGUGUAAGCGAUGAUGCAGAAAGAAGCAUGAUCGGUAAACUUAAGAUUGAGUGUGGAUAUCAAUUCACUACGAAGCUUGAAGGAAUGUUCAAUGAUAUGAGGAUCUCAACCGAUACCAUGACAGAUUUUAAGGACUUUUUAGAAAAAUCUGCACUGGAGAGGCCCAAGCUGGAUUUAAGCGUUACCGUUCUUACGUCUACAUUCUGGCCUAUGAAUUUAUCCGCAAGUCCGCGGUGUAAUUUCCCUGCAGAAAUAACCAAAGCAUGUGAUACAUUUCAAAGAUUUUAUCUUGCACGACAUAGUGGUCGGAGGUUAACAUGGCAAUCCAAUAUGGGAAGUGCAGAUAUUCGAGCUACUUUUAAUACUCGGAAACAUGAUAUUAAUGUAUCAACGUAUCAAAUGGUUAUACUUUUAAUGUUCAACGAUUUGCCCCCUGGCCAAAGCCUAUCGUAUGAGACAAUAAAAGGCGAAAGCGACAUUCCAGAGGCUGAUCUCAAACGUAAUCUUCAAUCAUUAGCAUGUGCCAAAUAUAAAAUUCUGGUAAAAGAACCUAAAGGAAAAGAAAUCGAAGCUGGAGAUAAAUUCUAUUUCAAUAGUGAUUUUACGUGUCAGCUGCAGCGCAUUAAGAUUCAAACAGUAGCUAGCAAAGUUGAAACUGAAGGCGAAAGAAAAGAUACGAGGGAAAAAGUUGAAGAAGCCAGGAAACAUCAAACAGAAGCCGCAAUUGUAAGAAUUAUGAAAGACCGAAAAACAAUGGAUCAUAAUCUUUUGAUUGCAGAGGUGACGAAACAAUUGCAGCCACGGUUUGUACCCAAUCCGGCAAUGAUCAAAAAACGAAUCGAAGCAUUAAUUGAACGAGAGUAUCUAGAACGAGCACCAGGCGACAGACGUGUCUAUAAUUAUCUUGCAUAG